AUGAUUGCCAAAAGUGCUUUUGAGAAUCAGAAGCGGCCAGUUUUUGUAUUCAGUGCUGUCCGGUUCGUAGGAUCGGAUUUGUCCGUGAGCACCGCACUUUACAAGCAGAAGACGACAACUGGCAAGAGUGCCGACGAUCUUCUCUUUCUUAGGAUGGCUGGGGAGCAAGUUGUGAGCAGUGUGAGAUUAGCAAGCAUAUCAAAACUGAUGUUACAAACGCGUGAAGCACAACUGAAAUGA
Messenger RNA from Gongylonema pulchrum, 240 nucleotides. The record is from the annotation of a GenBank genome assembly. Lineage: Eukaryota; Metazoa; Nematoda; Chromadorea; Rhabditida; Gongylonematidae.